This is a messenger RNA of Ilyonectria robusta, 1113 nucleotides long. RefSeq lists its product as uncharacterized. Bases 139 to 1071 code for a protein of 310 amino acids. Lineage: Eukaryota; Fungi; Ascomycota; Sordariomycetes; Hypocreales; Nectriaceae. The transcript has a single exon. The record is from RefSeq and is a predicted model, not a curated record.
UCAAGUCCAACUCAACGCCAACUCCGACAUAUAAAUACCAAGGACCGGGACUCCUGGAAAUCAUCGGAAUCUGAGUGACAAGUGUCCAUCUCACUCACGCUGCGGCAUACCUCCCAUCCAGCAUUUACUUAAAUCAUCAUGGCCGUGGACUCUUCAGGCGGCCUCACGCCCGAGCAACUCGCCGCCUUCAACUGCGACGGCUACCUCAUCAUCCCGAACGCCCUCACCCCGGCCACUGUCUCGUCGCUCCUCGCCGAGACCAACCAACUCCUGGACUCAUUCUCCCUCGACGACCACCCCCUCACGCGCUUCUCCACGGGCCAAAAGUCCGAGCACGUCGGCGACGACUACUUCCUCACCUCGGGCGACAAGGUCCGCUUCUUCUUCGAGGAGGACGCCUUUGACGACGCCGGCUCGCUCACCAAGCCCAAGGCCCGCGCCGUCAACAAGAUCGGCCACUACCUGCACGUGCUGUCGCCGCCGUUCGCACACCUCAUCGACGACGCCGCCGUCCGCGCCGCCGGCGAGGUGAGCCCCGCGGCCGUGGCGCGGUCCAUCGGCUUCGCGGACCCGCGGUGCCUGCAGAGCAUGGUCAUCUGCAAGCAGCCCGAGAUUGGCGGCGCCGUGCCGCCGCACCAGGACUCGACCUUUCUGUACACCGACCCGCCGUCCGCCGUGGGCUUCUGGUACGCCCUCGAGGACGCCACGCUCGAGAACGGCUGCCUGAGCUUCCUGCCCGGGUCGCACCGCUGGGCCGCCGUGGAGCAGCGGCUGGUGCGGAAGCCCGGGGACACGGGCACGGAGAUGGUGGACAAUGACGGGCCCCGGUUCCCCGGGGGCCCCGAGUAUGGCGUUUCGCGGCCCGAGGGCGGCGACUAUGUCCCCGGCGAGGUCAAGGCGGGUGACUUGGUGUUGAUCCACGGCAACUUGCUGCACAAGAGUGAAAAGAACACAAGCCAGAAAGGGAGAAUCAUCUACACGUUUCAUAUCAUCGAGGGAGAUGGCAGGGAGUACGACAAGAGGAACUGGCUCCAACCGCCCAAUGAGGGCUUUACGAGGUUGUUCGCCUAGGACAUAUAUGAUACGACUAUUGUCACGAGUGUAAAUCAAGGC